AUCACCCUUUCCUCUCUCCUUUCCCCUUCAAUCCGCACCUUCCUCCCCGUCGGCGUCGAUCAUCGCCGUGAUUGCCCAGUAUCGCCGCCGUCUUCUCCUCCCUCCCUCGCCGUCGCUUCCUAAAUCUCCGACCGUCGUUGCCAAUUUUCCAGUCUUCGUACUUGCUUCAAUCAUCAAUAGCAGCCGACUUUUUGCCUCAAAUCGCCGCUUCUUCGUCUCCGCCGAGAACCGCCGCUCCGUCCCCGUCUCUGCUCGCUGCCUUCACCACUUAAUCACUAACCGCCUCCGUCGCCCAAUUUCGAUCCGUCUUUGUCCACCGACUCCGCCGUUAUGAGCUGCACUGCUAGCUAACCGAUUCCACCCAGGAUCCCUCUUAAUUGUUCUAGUGGAAGCUUGCUAUCUUCACGGAAACUAUACAAGGAAGCUCCCCUUCCCUUUAUCGAUGGGGAAGCGAAACAGGGCGGCCGUAGUGGUGCUCGGCGACAUAGGCCGUAGCCCCCGAAUGCAAUACCAUUCGCUUUCGCUUGCUCGUCAGGCUCAUUUGAAUGUUGAUAUUGUUGCAUAUGGAGGUUCUGAACCCCACAUUUCAGUAUCAGAGCACCAAUCCAUCCACAUCCAUAAAAUGCCACAAUGGCCAACAUUUCCUCGGAAUUUUCCCAAGAUACUACGGCCCUUAUUCCUCAUUCUCAAGCCUAUAUUUCAGUUUCUUGUUCUGCUCUGGUAUCUUUGCAUUAAGAUACCAGCUCCUGACUGUUUCAUUGUGCAGAAUCCACCUUCUGUUCCAACUCUAGUGGCUGUGAAAUGGGCCAGCUGGCUGAGACAUUCAGCUUUUAUUAUCGAUUGGCAUAAUUUUGGAUAUACCCUGCUUGCACUUUCUCUUGGGAGAAGCAGUCCCUUUGUUUCAAUAUAUCGUUGGUUUGAGAACCAUUAUGGCAAGAUGGCACAUGGUUCCUUGUGCGUGACGAAGGCAAUGCAGCAUGAAUUAUCUGAGAACUGGGGGAUUAAGUAUGAGCAUGAGCUUGAUAUUUCAAAAUGGCCACUGUUCUGUAUGAUCAACCUCCUGAAUUUUUCCGGCCUGCAUCACUCGAGGAAAAGCAUGAUGAUUAGUAAAAAUCUUAAUGAACCAUAUGGUCUUUGCGAUUGCAUAAGCAAUGGAUUGUUAAGGGCAGAUGAUAAUGAUCCUAAUCUAACUCCAUUUACAGAAAGGGUUGGCACUGAUAUAUUCUUGAAGGAAAACAGGCCUGCACUCAUUGUCAGCAGUACGAGCUGGACUCCAGAUGAAGAUUUUGGUAUUCUUCUUGAAGCAGCUCUUAUGUAUGAUAGACGUGUUGCAGCACUAUUAGGUGAGGAUGACUCAACUGGGGAUGAAGUUGUUUGGGAGGGAAUUCGCGAUGGAAAGGAGUUUUUGUACCCAAGGUUGCUCUUCAUUAUUACUGGUAAAGGACCUGAAAAGGAAAAAUACGAGCAAAAAAUAAGGAAACUCAAUCUUAGACGUGUAGCAUUCCGCACCAUGUGGUUGUCAGCAGAGGACUAUCCUGUGCUUCUUGAUUUAGGUGUUUGUCUUCACACUUCGUCGUCAGGGUUGGAUCUACCUAUGAAGGUUGUCGAUAUGUUUGGCUGUGGACUGCCUGUUUGUGCUGUUUCAUAUUCCUGCAUAAAGGAGCUGGUUGAUGUUGAAAAGAAUGGCCUUCUAUUUUCAUCGUCUUCAGAAUUGGCUGAUGAACUCAUGAUGUUGUUUGAAGGUUUUCCCGGACGGUGUGAUUCAUUGAAAUCAAUGAGAUCAAACUUGAUGGAAAGGGUAUCUUCAGUUAGGUGGGCAACUGUGUGGGACGAAAAUGCCAAGCCCUUGAUACACAAGGUUAUUUCUGAAAGAUCGACAUGAGCACGGAGGAAUAUGAUUUGCCAAGAAAAGUAAAAAACUGUUGCAGGUGAAUUAUGAUUUAGUUCAUUCGAAUCUCUGCUCUUGAAUUCUAUCUGGCCAUGUGUUUUUUUGUGUGUUUUUUACUAACUCUUGCGAAUACUCUACAUCGAGUGACUCGACUUGCUCAUAUGGGUUAAUAUGAUAUUUUGAACGCGAAAUAGAAGUUGAAUGGGUGUUCAACAAAAAAAUAUAUAUAUAUCAAUCUUUAUAAUGAAAAAUAUAUUUUUGAAACAAUAUUCACCGUUACAAAUAUAUCUUUUUGACAAUUUGUACUUAACUUUUAAAGUAGACUAAUUAGUAGUUAUUAAUUAGUCAUUAGUUUUAUCAUCAAUCUCUAAUGCAUACUAUUUUUGAAACGUUAUCUCUUUAUUACUUGUAAAAAUUGAGAGUAAGUAGGAAUAUAUGUUCCUAUUGUUAUUUCAGUUGAGGGUGUACAUUUAUGAUGAGUGAUUGUAUCUUUGACUACAAUUGAUGCAAGUUUAACAUCUAUUUUUAAAUCUUUUAUUUGUAAUUAAUGCACUUCUUCGUGUUGACUUACUUUUUAAUAUAUUAAUUUCACUUUAAAUUUCUUGUGAAGAAUUUUUUUUUAUUAAUAAACAAAGGGUUUGACGGAUAC
Molecule: messenger RNA, 2537 nt
Organism: Andrographis paniculata
Lineage: Eukaryota; Viridiplantae; Streptophyta; Magnoliopsida; Lamiales; Acanthaceae
Product: UDP-glycosyltransferase TURAN
Exons: 16
Coding region: 443-1882 (479 amino acids)
Cellular component (GO): endoplasmic reticulum
Molecular function (GO): mannosyltransferase activity
Source: RefSeq, a predicted model, not a curated record